CGUUUGCUCUCGCUUUCUUGCCCCUCCCCCAGCUCUGCUGAAGGAUCAGGUGUAGGGAUAACCAAACAACACAAGCUUGGCUGCUUCGCCUAAAUGAACCCGCCGCAUUCAUUCUGAGAGCCGGUUCGACAAUGCCUGGAGACGCAGCAAAAGAUGCAGCGAGUCUACAUGAGGAAUUCCAACCGAAGCAAAGGAGCCCAGACAUUUCCCCUGAUGUUUCCUGUGGCUCUUCUCACAGCAUGCUUACCCCUAAAGGUCCAACCUCACCCCAGGCCUCCCCAACAGCUGACUCCUCGUACCUGAUGCAACUUUCUGGUGGCUCGACGUGGUACAUGGGGAUGGAACAGAGUGAGCUGCCAUCUGCUGGCCCAGCGUUGGAUUGCAGCAGUGACGUUUCCGACAGCCUUGGAGAGAAAGGCCUAACUGAUGAGGGUACCCGACCUCAGCCUGAAGGAGCUAGUUGUGACACAGACACGGAUAGCUCGUACCCUGAGUCACCUUCGGCAUCUUGCAGCAAGGAAAGUCUUUCAGAAAGUGAAAGGCAAGGUGCCCAGCACAAAGUGGACCUGGAUAAUGAAAGGGCAGAUGUGUUUGUACUCAGCACUGUUGAUGGGGCACAGCUCCUCAGUGCAGACAUUAGCUCAGGGAUAUCCAAAGUGGAUGCUCCAGAAAUAAGCAGGCAUAUAUUGGAUGGCCCACCCACCACUACCGAGCCAGUUGUAGAUGCAAGACAAGAUAGUUCCGAGGCUAGCACAGGCAUGUCCUUGGAAGAGUCAGAGGUGAGCAGCAUUUCAGAGACAGACACUCUGUCUAGGGAGGAGCCAGAUGGGGACAUGCAACUGCUAAGUACCAAAGUAGGCAGAGAGGGAGAAAUAACUGGUUUGGAAAGGGAGGGAGAUCAGGAUCUAUCUGAUUCAGAAACAGACACCUCAGUCCAGUUGCCUCUUGUUGAGGCAGAUAUCCCCAUUGUAGAAACGGAUCGCGAUUCACUUGAAACGCAAAACAAGAAACCAAUCUCUCUUGCAGAAACCGGUUCCUCAGCUGCCCUUUCUUCAAACUUUGCAAACAGCAGUAAUGAGGCUUCACUAACAUUUGAACGCCGGGCCAUUUCAGACACUAAGGCGGAGCUGCCUAAACCUGUUGAUCAUCUCCACUUACCGACCGAAUUGAGGGCUGAGAAUACAAAGACUGAACCUUCUCAAACUCAGGACCAAGUAACAACCAUCGGAUACACUGUUAUUCCCCUGUGUUAUUCAGGACACACCAAAGAAUUGCUUGUGUAUCCCAGUGCUGCGGACAAUGUGUGCAGUACUGAUGCCGAUCUCUUCUUCUCUGCUCCAUCAAGUCCAAUAAAGACAACAUGUGGUGCCCCAAAAUACUUUUCUUACUCAAAGCUCAGCUUAAAUGAAGAGCCCAUUGAAGCCCUGGAGAGUGAGGGCAGCGAAGGCAUCUGUUCUCCUCCAACCUCACCCUCAGGAUCUUAUAGAACUGCAGAAGGAGGUAGCUGGACAUCAUCUGGCACCCCUAACACUUCGCCCUCAUGCUCCCCAAACCUGCUGACAGAGGUUGAAACAAUGGAAGUGUCUGCGUGUUAUGUAGAAUCAUUAUCUGCAUUUGCAGAGGAACUCAAUGAAGAUCAAUCUGACCAGGUGUUGCCUCUUGACGAUUCUCCUUAUGGUAUAAUCGAAGAAGAAACUUGGACCUCUGUGGAAGAAUCAACUGAAAGGUGCCUUACAGAAGCACAGGAUAACCUUGCUGCUUUAGCGUUUGAUAGUGAAAAUCUUGAAACCUGUGAAGAUGAUGAUGGUGAUGUUGAUGAAGAUGGACAAGAAUGUGAGCAUCUUAAAAAUCAAGAUAUUUCUAGUGCUGGGCCAAGAUUAAUUGAGGGAAAUGAUAUGAAUCAACAAUCUUACACAACAGACUGUAACUUUAAUCAGGGAUUGAGGAGCUCACAAACAAUAUUACAAAAUUCUAUAACCACUAAGCGUGGAGAAUCUGACGAAACGUCUACCACCGAGUCAGAAUAUAGUAGCAAGUAUAGAUGCUCCACCCCUGGUGAAUCAAAUUAUGAAAAGACUGAAGCAAGUGUGGGAGAAAUAGCUGUAGCACCCAGUAAUGCAAAUGACCCAAUAGGGCUAUGUAUGCCAAAUGUAAGCACAGAAAUUGGUGAAAGUACAGGGCAAUAUCAGACUGAACCUGUUCAGGAUCCACUUGAAGAAAGCACAAUAUCCGUGGGAGCACAUGACAAUGUUAGUUAUUAUGAAACAACACCUAGGAGCCUGCCUUCAGACUUUGAGAACCUAUUACAGGAAGAUGGAAAUACAAGUCAUAAUGGGGAUAGCACAAUUUGCACAAUAGGUAACAAUUUGCUUUCUACUGAGGACCAGCAUGAGUACAGUAAACAAUAUGAAGAUUUCACUAACUAUGCUCCUCUUGCUUCUUCGGAAGAGUUUGUUGAAGAUUAUGCUGAUGCAUGCAAUGAAGAAAAGGGCAUGGAAUUAAAGACUGAACUUGAUUCAAAACUUGAAACUUCAAUCCCAUCUCAGUCAACUUUACAGUUGGAAGAGUCAUGCAGGAAGGUUUCCAAUGCGGUUCGUAAUUCUGAUUAUGACAGUUCUUUUGUAGACAACGAUAAGCUUGAAAGCUCUAUGCCACUAGCUUCUGAGCUUUGCAUUCCAAGUGAUCAACCGCCCAGUAGAAAUUACAGCUCCACACAAGUUAGCUGUUCAUCUGACGACUCUGACAUCGCAAGCUGUUGUGAAGUGGGGACUUCAAGGUUACUCCAGUCUCCCAAUGAAGCUAUUGGUGUGGGUGUUGGUAAUGAGAGAAUGGUACCUGCAACACUGCUGUCAUUUAGAGGUAGCAUCAUUUUUGAAGCAGAGUCCAUUGAAGUUACUUCACUGUCUGAGGUGUCCCCAACUGAGACAGAACUAGAAAAUAUUGAAGAUGAUGUUGAUGAUGCAAAUGAUGAUCAUGUUGAUGGUAACUGUGAUGUUGGAGAUGAAGAAGAGGACCGUUCUGUGUCAUUUCUUUACUCCCUAUCGGAGACUUCUAUCACUACAGGAGUUGACGAGACUUUUGCAUUUCAAGAUACAACUUCAGAAUCUUCUGCUUCUGCAUCUCUUGAGGGAGAAGAUGAAAGAAUUGCUCCAGAACACUACGUCCUGUUCUCAGGAGUUACUGACGUACAGAUUGAAGGAUCAAAAGGUGAAUCUGUUGACUCAGGAAGCGAGAGUGAGAUGGAAAUGUCAUCUUCAACCUCCUCAUCAGAUUCUAGACCAGAUGAAACCUACUGUGCUGCUAGUAUGACAUGUGAAAUGGCGUCUUUGCAAAUUGAGAAAUCUAAUUCAGAUGAUGAUAAGGAACCAUCUCCUGCUGAAAUAAAAACGCAAGAGACUUGGAGGAAAGAACUGGAGGGCACAGACCGUGACAGUAAAGCUGAAACACAAUUAAUUACAGAAAUCGCACAGCAGCCAACUUCAGUGUGUGUUACAGUCUCACAGACGUAUACCAUACAAACAGACCCAUUAUCUGAAGAUAAAUAUGUUUCCCAGCCCUCCCCCAGUACACCAGAUUUGUCUGAGCAAAAAUCAUUGUUUGGGUUUGCAAAAGACAUUUUCCCUGAGAUGAUGCUUGAGGUUGAAGAGAAUGAGAUGUGUUCAACUGAUUCAGACAGUGAAGAUCUGUCAUCUGGAUUGUCAGCUUUUGACGAUCUGACUCAUGACUUGGAGCCAAGCGAAAGGCAGUCACCAGAAGUGGAAUUGCUCCCCAUCUUUGGUCAGGUACAAUCAGAGAGCUGUGGUGAAACAGCAACAACAACAACAACAACAACAUUACAGAUUACAAAAGAGCCCACACUAAAAGAAGCAAGUUCAAGCCCCACUUCCCAGUUGAAAAAUACCAAUCCCACCCAGGACAUUGCUAGAGAUGAACUUGACUUUGAACUGGCUUCUAACUUGCCUGAAGGUAUGAACAAGUUUGAUGAUUACCGCUAUCAAGUUGCCAGUGUGUGGUCUAAAGAUGGUGUGAACAAAGGGCCCAAUGUUGAAAUGCCACUAAAUUUGCCUAUUGAUCUGCCUGGUGAUGCUGACUUGCCAAAUGUCAGCUCAAGUGAAUCAAAUUCUGAAAGCAACAACUCUGUCUACCCUGCCCAACAGUCAUGUGAUGUUAGUCAAUAUGUCCUUGGGAAAGCUGCAGAUUCUUCUAGUGUUAAUGACAAUAUCACUGAAGGUUUGAUGUCUGUCUUUGUGAAAGCUGGCAAUCCAUGCACUUGUGAUGACCUAAUUCUUGAAGACCCUGAAAAAUCUUCCUUUGUCAGUUCUUUCCAAGCAGAUGCAGCAAAUGCAAACACAGUUGUGUCAUCCUCUCUCAGUGGAUCACAAAGUAUAAUUAAUCAUGGAAAAGAGCUCAGGCCACUGUCUCCUUCCAAACUAUCCUCCUUGGAGGACAACAAUAUAGUCCAAGAGCCAUUUGAUUCUUCAUGCAUAGAGAUGACUGAAGUUGUUACGGAAUUAUCACCUGAAGGUGGACCAACCAUUGGGUGUAAAAGCAUCAUUGCUUUGGGAUUCAGGGAUAUGCCAUUGCCUGACUAUGCAACCAAUGUUGAAAGCUUUGGUGAAAACAUUGAGUCAGCCACACAAGAAUCUCUCUCCUUAUCUGGUAUAGACCACUCCUCAACAAAUACAGGACUGAAUAACCUUUCACAUUUGGCAAGUUCUCAGCAAAUAGCUGGAGCAUCAAAAAUGAACCUGGAGGGGAAUAAUCUGGUGGAGCAGGGUAAUGAGCCUCACAACAUAGACCAGGAAGUGAUGAAUAUCGUUCCAUUAGACAGUUCAAUGAAGGAAACCUUGGAAGAUUUUGCAAGUGAGCCAAUACCUUCAUCCUUGAGGAGUUCCUCCUCAGAAACUGAAGAUUAUGACAUGAGCAGUGAGUCUGAUUUAUCUGAGCAUGUGCCCUUAGUUCAAGACCCUGAAUUGACAAAUGCCUUGGAAAUUUAUAAUCCUAUCAGUGAGACCGACCCUCCUUCACAAGAAAGUGCUCAACAGGACGUGACUUUAUUAGAAAGUACAAAAAGUAAUGCAGGUGUAUCUCAGCAGUUGGUCAGUGACACUGAGUCUAGGUACUCUGAACCAUUGUUGGAGAAACCAAAUCAAGAAUUUGGAAGUCAACAGAUUGAAGUUGGAAUAGGAGACAGUACAGCUCAUCCCAGUGCCAGCCAAGAACACAUUGAAGUAGAAGCCAAAGGUGGCAGCGAUCAAUCCAACUCGUCUGAUCCUGAUUUAAGUUCAGAUCCUUCAUCAAGAAAUCUCUCCUCAUCGCAAGAAUGUAUUGAUUCUGUAGCACUUCCAGAUACUGAGACUGGAAGUUCUGGUGGCCAAUUAAAGGCUCCAGCCUCUAUUUCAGAAACUGACCCUCCUUCAUUAACACACUCCGACGCUCUAUCCGAAGAGGAUGAUAAUGCAAAUGAACUUCCUGGUUCUCUACUGGCAGAUACUGAUUGGAAAAUGGAAUCUUCUGAUGUGCUACAAUACAAUGAUGCUGGACAUCAGGACCAAGAUACUUACUCAACGCAAGCUGUUACCACUGAAAAUCCACUAGCAGGCGAUAGGAGUCAUGGAGAGUUUAAGCUGUCCGAAACUGUGGAAAUGGAUGAGAAAGCAACAGCCUUGCAGAUGUCUGCACAGCUGCAACAGUGCCGCAGGAUUGACCAUCUUCACUCUGUCCAGGCUGAAGCUAGGUCCUCUGAUGUUGAGCCCGAUCGCAGGAUACAUCAUGCUUUUAGUCCGUCAGAUUCGAGUUCUUCCAGUGAGAGUGAGCUGCCGUUCCCAAUCCCACUGAGAGAUGGCAGGAGCAAGAUCUCUGCCCAGAAAGGCACUAUUAAAACCGAAUCCAGUGAUGCCCAGAUCCCAAAGAGACAAAGGAUACAUGAGACUGUCUCUGUCUCCAAAGGGUCUUGCAAUGAAUCAGACAGUGAUGACUCAGUACCCGAACUUGAGGAGCCUGUGGUCCCUGUGCCAAUAGCUGGACAGGAACAGUCACAGUUGGCCCAAGCAGUUGGGAUUGGUGAUGAACCUGUCAGCAAAGCCAAGCAAAGCCGUAGUGAGAAGAAGGCACGAAAGGCUAUGUCCAAGUUGGGACUGCGUCAAGUACAUGGCGUGACUAGGAUAACAAUCAGAAAGUCUAAAAACAUCCUCUUUGUUAUAACAAAACCAGACGUUUUUAAGAGCCCGGUAUCUGACAUCUACAUUGUCUUUGGAGAAGCAAAGAUUGAGGAUCUGUCCCAGCAGGCUCACAAGGCAGCAGCUGAGAAGUUCAAAGUCCCUAUUGAGCAUGCCACACUGGUCCCUGAAACAACUCCCACUCUCACAAUUAAGGAGGAAAGUGAGGAAGAGGAGUUGGAUGAAACUGGACUCGAAGCGAGAGAUAUAGAGUUGGUGAUGGCCCAAGCAAAUGUCUCAAGGGGAAAAGCUGUGCGAGCACUCAGACACAACAAGAACGAUAUUGUCAAUGCUAUAAUGGAACUAACAAUGUAAACUGCAAAAAGAAGAUCUAUUUCUAUAUAUAAUCACUGGAUAUUAUCAACAUUAUAAACUAUAACCAAACUGUAAAUCAUACAAGUUUGCAUCUGUUAUAUCACUAAUAAACUCUGCUAUAGAAACCAAA
Molecule: messenger RNA, 6663 nt
Organism: Hemiscyllium ocellatum (epaulette shark)
Lineage: Eukaryota; Metazoa; Chordata; Chondrichthyes; Orectolobiformes; Hemiscylliidae
Gene: nacad
Product: NAC alpha domain containing
Exons: 10
Coding region: 132-6533 (2133 amino acids)
Biological process (GO): protein targeting to membrane
Cellular component (GO): nascent polypeptide-associated complex; cytoplasm
Source: RefSeq, a predicted model, not a curated record